Messenger RNA from Octodon degus (degu), 385 nucleotides. RefSeq names its product cystatin-B-like. The record is from RefSeq and is a predicted model, not a curated record. NCBI's taxonomy places the organism in Eukaryota, Metazoa, Chordata, Mammalia, Rodentia, Octodontidae. Gene Ontology annotation, molecular function: cysteine-type endopeptidase inhibitor activity. Gene Ontology annotation, cellular component: cytosol. The transcript has a single exon. Bases 74 to 370 code for a protein of 98 amino acids.
GAGGCCAACGAGCAUAAGAGUAGGCCCUUCAGGACUGCAGUGAACCUGAAGACUCCCUAAAUUCCCCGCCAGGAUGAUGUGUGGGGCGCCUUCCACCACGCAGCCCGUCACGGUGGAGAUGCAGGAGCUCAUGGGUGCGGUGAGGGCCCAGCUUGAAGAGAAGGAAAACCAGAAGUACUCAGUUUUCAAGGCCAUGUCCUUCAGGAGCCAGCCGGUGGCUGGGAUCAACUACUUCAUCAAGGUGGACACUGGGGAUGAGAACUUCUUGCAUUUGUGGGUGUUCAAGAGCCUCCCACAUGAGAACAAGCCCUUGAUGCUGGCCGCCUACCAGACCAACAAGUCCAGGCAUGACGAGCUGGCCUACUCCUAGCCCCUUGUCCUGGGC